Ostreobium quekettii is the source of this 2457-nucleotide messenger RNA. NCBI's taxonomy places the organism in Eukaryota, Viridiplantae, Chlorophyta, Ulvophyceae, Bryopsidales, Ostreobiaceae. The record is from the annotation of a GenBank genome assembly.
AUGGAGGUGCUGAGUGUGCUACCACUAAGACUGAUCGAGGGUCUUGAUGGUGAUGAGGAAGCAAGGCCAUGGAUGCUGCCGCUGUUGAAGAAGUACGUGCAGCGCACCAGCUUGGAGUGCUGGGGAAGUGAGCUGCUGCCAUUAGGGCGUGCCUUGGGAAACAGGGCAGCCUCUCUGCAGCAAGCUGGCAGGGGCCAGCGCGCAAUGCUGUGUCUCACGUUGGAACGCCAGAUUUGGAAUACACUGCCUUCAUUCUGCAUAUGGCCAAAAGAUGGGGAUGUGGCAUACAGGAAACAUGUGGAAACGAUUGGGAUAGCUUUCCAGAAGCGCCAGGAGCUGCGGCCACCAAUUUGCCAUGCCCUUGUACGGCUGUGUGCUCAGAGCCACACCAUUCUCAAGGACUCCAGGGAAGGAGCUGGCUUUUGUGACCUGCCAGGGGUCGUGGUGGAGGCCCUUGGCAGCAUGGGGGAUCCAGAGUUGGAUGCUGGCUCACCUCCAAGCUACUUCACAGUCGAAGUGGCCAAGAGGCUAGUUGUAUCCCUUCGAGAACAUUCUGCCCACUGGCUCCAAGCCCUCUACACUGUUUUUGUGGAGACGCAGCCCAGGGAUCGUGCUCCCAUUGUCCAGGCUCUCACAGCCUAUGCAGCCAUCUGUGAACCACGUAUCCUUGGAGACUUUUUCAGAAUGGUCAUCACAAAGUUGAUUCAGAACUUGAAAAACGAGGAUGACGUGUCUGGGGAGGGUGGCAGCGAGGCAGACCAGAUGCUCGCUCGCUCUACUUUCAUGGAGCUUGCGCUAUGCAUUGCUGCUGGCCUGGAUGAUACAGGGAUCACAACUCUGUACAAGGUGGCGAAGCAGGGCUUACAGGAUAAGGAUGCAGCAGUGCAGAAAAAGGGAUACAAGCUGUUGGCCUAUAUUACAAAUGAGAGAAAGCAUUUCUUGCUGCAAAACUUUCAGGAUGUUGUUGGUACUGUGCUGGGAGGCGGCUCAACAUGUCUCUCCCCGGCAAAGAGAUUCCGUCUGCAGUGCCUGAACCCAAUAAUUGUAGCUGCGAUGGCGAAAUCAGCCUCUGGAACAACGCAAACCGCCAUCGAUGAUGGUAGUGAUGAGGUUAUGGAUGGGAUGGCAGACAACAAGGGUUUUGUGCAGGUUGUGGAUGCUCUGUUGACAGAAAUCAUCCUUUGCAUCAAGGAGAAAAAUGCAAAAGCAAGGGACCAGGCCUAUGAGGUGCUGGUCAACCUGGGCAGAAUGCACAAAGAUGCAGGUCCAUUUACUCUCCCUCAGCUGGUAACCCAGCUCUUGGCAGGGCUUGCUGGGACCACACCUCACAUGAUGAGUGCCACGACUUGUGCCCUCUCUCGGAUGGUCUACGAGUUUUCGUCAGACCUGGAGCUGCUGGUGCCGCAGAUUUUGGAGCUGGUACUGAGGCUUCUGCAAACGAAGUCAAGGGAGGUGGUGGCUUCAGUGCUUGGUUUUGUGCAGGUCUGCACCAGACGCCUGCCGGUCGCCACUCUCACUGAUCACCUGCCGCUAAUAAUUGACGCCAUCCUCUUGUGGGGCAACGAUCCAAAAAACAAAUUCCGCAUGAAAGUGAGGACUAUCAUAACGCGGCUGGCAGUGAGAUGUGGGUUUGAAGAGGUUGAAAGAUUGAUCCCUGAGGACUACAGCAAGCCUUUUGCCAACAUCAGGAAGGGUCAGCUCAGGAAAAAGAAGAAGCAGGCAGAUGAUGAGGAUGAUGAGGAUGACGGUGUUGAUGGCACGUACACUGAUGGUCACGGAGGUGGGCUUGCAAAGACAGCGCUGCGAAGCGAAUGGGACCACUCUCGGAUAUUUUCUGAAGGAAAGGAUGGUCGGAGCUCCGAUGUCAGCAAGAAUGCCAAAUCUAAGAAGUCUUCAGCUUGGAAAGCGUUUGGGCGGCUGCCAGAGACAGGAGCUGGAGGGGACCCACUCGACUUGCUGAACGCGUCGACCUCGCGCCAACUUGCAAAGGUGGGCGCUGGGAUGGCUGCUGAUGGCGCCGUGAAUCCUGAACAGGACAGCGACGACAUGGAUUUACCAGCGGAUCCCGAAGGCCGGCUGAUAAUCAAUGAGAACACGCUGAAGGGCAAGAGGCGCGGCAAACGUGAGCGAGAGGAUGACUCGUCUUCCUCGGAGGGCGACGACGACCGCAAAUCAGCAUUCACGAUGGGCAGGACGUCAAAGCGGAGUACCGCGGUGGCUUCUGGAAGGCGGUCGGCGAAGAGUUCCAUCCAUGGCGGGGACAGGUUCAGGGCCAAGAAGGGCGCAGGCGGUGAUGUCAAGAGCAAGGGUGGGGUGGAGCCGUAUGCCUACUGGCGGUUCGAUCACAAGCUGCUGAACCGGCGGAGGGGCAAGAAGGCGUUGGGGAAGAAUGAUCUCAAAAGGAUUCUUAGGAAGGGGGGCAGGAGGGGAAGGGCCAAGCGAGCCAGGAACGAGUAG